AUGUCCUUGAAGUAUGCCCUGGCGACGUUGCCGGCGGCCCAGAUUUGUCGUACGGACCUCGCGGCCAUCUCGGCCAUCGCGUCCAUCGCGGCCAUCGCGUCCGUCGCGUCCAUCGCGUCCAUCGCGGGCAUCGCCCUCUGUCGCCCGGUGGGACCGUCUUUGCUCCUGACGCUGCCGUCUGGGUUCUUGGGGCUGGUCCAUUAUGGCCGAGGACCUGGGGUGAAAGCGUUUGAAGGGUGUAUAAAUCAAGCGUUGUAG
This is a messenger RNA of Dichotomopilus funicola, 258 nucleotides long. RefSeq lists its product as uncharacterized. Lineage: Eukaryota; Fungi; Ascomycota; Sordariomycetes; Sordariales; Chaetomiaceae. The record is from RefSeq and is a predicted model, not a curated record. Bases 1 to 258 code for a protein of 85 amino acids. The transcript has 2 exons.